Molecule: messenger RNA, 732 nt
Organism: Amoebophrya sp. A25
Lineage: Eukaryota; Dinophyceae; Syndiniales; Amoebophryaceae
Source: the annotation of a GenBank genome assembly
CUCGGAACCUGGUGCUAAAGCUCAGAACCUCCAUGUUGUCGCUGAUUGGGACGAUCGAGCUACAACAAGAAGUAACAGAAACAAUCAUGGCAAGAUAGUCACGACUUUUUCGGCUUUGCAUGAUAUCAGCGACUAUGCACUUGGCCCGACAGUGUUUGAGCCGAAGACGCACGUGCCUCAGUGUUUUCCACCAAAACAUGAGUGGCAGCGCCCUCCAGAAGGCAUUCUUGCGAAUUCAUUGGCUGUACAGGAACGAAGCCUGACAUGCGAAGAAGCUGCUACAAGCGAGAAGGAUGUCGCCGCGCUUCAUAGGAAAAACUUUGAUCAUAGAGGCGCGCCCCCAUCAGCAACCGUUUCAUCUGUAUCGAGACGAAACGCUGAAGGAGAGCUUUCCUGGGAGAAAGAGGCGGUAUGGUUUCCACUGGCUGCAGGCGACUGCGUGACGAUGUAUGCUACCACCUGGCAUUCUGGUGGAGAAAAUACUACAACUGACAGACGAAGAGUUGUGCUUUCAAUUCAUUUUUAUUUUAUGGUUCUGGAGGGUUCGAGAACCAGCACCCACGAGGAGUACAUGGGAAGGGCCGAACAAAGCGGAAUACGGACACAGUAUGGCGCUUGUCGGAUUUCAGAUGACUGAAAGGAAAUUGAUCCACGAUUCCUUUUACACACAAUGAGAGUGAUGCUAUAGAGCAGUUUAUCAGAAACUGAUACCGAGUUCGAACGAUUUUGCCA